Molecule: messenger RNA, 2189 nt
Organism: Fukomys damarensis (Damara mole-rat)
Lineage: Eukaryota; Metazoa; Chordata; Mammalia; Rodentia; Bathyergidae
Gene: Rxrb
Product: retinoid X receptor beta
Exons: 9
Coding region: 46-1224 (392 amino acids)
Biological process (GO): positive regulation of transcription by RNA polymerase II; cell differentiation; response to retinoic acid
Cellular component (GO): nucleus; RNA polymerase II transcription regulator complex
Molecular function (GO): nuclear receptor activity; zinc ion binding; nuclear steroid receptor activity
Source: RefSeq, a predicted model, not a curated record
CUCCCCCCGCCACUGGGCUCCCCAUUCCCAGUCAUCAGUUCUUCCAUGGGGUCCCCUGGUCUGCCCCCUCCAGCUCCCCCAGGAUUCUCCGGGCCUGUCAGCAGCCCCCAGAUUAACUCAACAGUGUCGCUCCCUGGGGGUGGGUCUGGCACCCCUGAAGAUGUGAAGCCACCAGUCUUAGGGGUCCGGGGCCUGCACUGUCCACCCCCUCCAGGUGGCCCUGGGGCUGGCAAACGGCUGUGUGCAAUCUGCGGGGACCGAAGCUCAGGCAAACACUAUGGGGUUUACAGCUGCGAGGGCUGCAAGGGCUUCUUCAAGCGCACUAUCCGCAAGGACUUGACCUACUCGUGCCGGGACAACAAAGACUGUACGGUGGACAAGCGCCAGCGGAACCGCUGUCAGUACUGCCGCUAUCAGAAGUGCCUGGCCACCGGCAUGAAGAGGGAGGCAGUGCAGGAGGAGCGGCAGCGUGGGAAGGACAAGGACGGGGAUGUGGAGGGGGCUGGGGGAGCCCCCGAGGAGAUGCCUGUGGACAGGAUCCUGGAGGCAGAGCUCGCUGUGGAGCAGAAGAUUACCUCUAGACCUCCCAUCAACCUUACCCGCUUUCCCCUGCAGCCUAAUGACCCUGUGACUAACAUCUGUCAGGCUGCUGACAAACAGCUGUUCACCCUCGUUGAGUGGGCGAAGAGGAUCCCCCACUUUUCUUCCUUGCCUCUGGAUGACCAGGUCAUACUGCUGCGGGCAGGCUGGAAUGAGCUUCUCAUCGCCUCCUUCUCCCACCGGUCCAUCGAUGUCCGGGAUGGGAUCCUCCUUGCCACGGGCCUCCAUGUGCACCGAAGCUCGGCCCAUUCCGCAGGCGUGGGAGCCAUCUUCGAUCGGGUGCUGACGGAGCUAGUGUCCAAAAUGCGGGACAUGAGGAUGGACAAGACAGAGCUUGGCUGCCUGCGGGCAAUCAUUCUGUUUAACCCGGAUGCCAAGGGCCUGUCCAACCCCGGCGAGGUGGAGGUCCUGCGGGAGAAGGUGUACGCGUCCCUGGAGACCUACUGCAAACAGAAGUACCCUGAGCAGCAGGGACGGUUUGCCAAGCUGCUGCUUCGUCUUCCUGCCCUCCGGUCCAUUGGCCUUAAGUGUCUCGAGCAUCUGUUUUUCUUCAAGCUCAUUGGUGACACCCCCAUCGACACCUUCCUCAUGGAGAUGCUAGAGGCUCCCCACCAGCUCGCCUGAGCCCACUCCUGCCACUGAGGGGCACCCUCCAGGAGGACCUGAGUCCUGGGGCAGGGAGGGAGGGGCUGCAUUCUCAGACCAAACCUCAGGCGAGGAGCAUAGCACAGACCCACAAGGCCCCGGGGCGACCAUGGAGCAAGCUUGGUAUCUUGUCGGGGGUGCAGGUCCCUGCGGGCCUGGAUGUCUCCUUUGGUGGCCUUGAGUCUCUAAAGCGUUGGGGGUCUCCCGUGGUUUGGGGUGAUUUCUCACCCUGUCUGUCUUUCCUCCGGCACAGAGCACUGGCCCUGCUCUGAGGACCCUGCUUCCUUUUCUUGACCUCACUCACCUGAGGGGAGAUGGGGAACUCCCCAGAGGUGGGCAUUGGGGGGCAGGCCCCCCAAAUUGACAUGGAAGCAGUGCCCACCCUGAGGGCUGCCCUCCUCCAGACCUGGCAGGUGGGGGCCUCAGGAGGAGGGAGGGCUGUCGGAUCUCCUGCCCAGUCCUGCAGUCAGACUGAGGAAGGUGGUGGUGGAGGGGCCGGUGCCGAUGUGGGAGCCCAUCUAUUUUUAAUUCCCUCUGAGGAUAGACUUGCAGUUACACUCAAAGAAGUACUGUACUUCCCCAGGUUGACUAAGAAAUGCCAGUGGUGGCGUGGGUAUUCGGGCAAAGUGGCCCUGGGGCCGUCUGGCCCUGGGCUCGCAGGCACUGGCCUUGCCUGCCCUCUGGCUGGCCCUUCCUCCUGUCUAGGUUGGGCAGGGGCCUGGGCUGGGAUCCCAGGGCCAGGGUGGUCAGAUGGGUGCAGCGGGGCCUCCUUCCCCUGUGCCGUGCUCCAGCCCGGGCUGAGUGCUGGUCACCCCGGAUAAUGGCCUGAUAACUGGGGAGACUCCAGCUUGCAGAGCUCCGGGCUGCAUGAAUUUUGCCCGAGUCUCUUCUCCUUGGGGUCCUUUCCCCUCUCCUUUGCACAUAAAAUCGCUUUCAAAUUAAAA